Messenger RNA from Mycena indigotica, 1317 nucleotides. RefSeq lists its product as uncharacterized. The record is from RefSeq and is a predicted model, not a curated record. The transcript is spliced from 9 exons. Gene Ontology annotation, cellular component: SWI/SNF complex; NuA4 histone acetyltransferase complex. Gene Ontology annotation, biological process: regulation of transcription by RNA polymerase II. The coding region runs from base 1 to 1317 and encodes 438 amino acids. Gene Ontology annotation, molecular function: chromatin binding. NCBI's taxonomy places the organism in Eukaryota, Fungi, Basidiomycota, Agaricomycetes, Agaricales, Mycenaceae.
AUGGUCAACUAUGGUGGAGACGAGGUCUCGGCUCUCGCGGUUGAUAUUGGCUCUUCCUCUGUUCGCGUUGGUUAUGCUGGCGAUGACACACCCAGAGCUGUAAUCCCCUCCAGCUACGGCUACCAUCAAACUCUUCCCGACACGGACACUACGAUGCAAGACCCUGCUGAGGCCGCUAACACGUUCCAAAGGAAAGCAGCCAAAAUGUAUCUUGGGCAAUUUGGACCUUCAGUCUGGCGGGAGGGCAUGCAGGUUGGAAACCCAAUCCAAGGCGGACUAAUCUCCGACUUCGAACCAGUAACGGCUCUCAUUCGACACGCGAUUGAGGACGUUAUGCGCUGCAAUGCGACUGAGCAUCCCAUAUUAGUCACUGAACCGGCAUGGAACACCCCACAGAACAGGGAAAGAAUGGCAGAGAUCAUGUUUGAAGAGUUCCAAGUCCCUGCCUUCUAUAUCGCCAACACUGGUGUCCUCAACGCCUUUGCAGCUGGCAAGGGUUCUGCCCUGGUCAUAGAUAUCGGCCAAAAGAUGGCAAGCGUUACCCCCGUAGUGGAUGGAUUCGUCCUUCGUAAAGGACUUGCGUACUCUGCGUUGCCCGAGCUAGUGCAUUCUAAUGCACAUAGUCUUCUGAAGUCGCCGACCCAGCAUCGUCCAGGGAUCGACCUGUUUCCUCACCAACUCAUAGCGGCCAAAUCUUCUGUGGAGCCUGGUGCUGCCCCGAUUUUCGCCCUGCGGGAAGAUCGAGUUCGGGGGACCACUGACUCAUGGCGAGCCUGGUACGAGGCGCGGGAGGUGGAUGAAUGGAUUCAAAGCGUUGCAGGGGUUCUGGAGCAAGGUUGGAAUGACCAUCAAGUUUCUGCCCGGCCGCCAAAACAGUACGAAUUCCCAACAGGGUACACUGGAUGGUUCUCUGGGGAGCGGUAUAUUGUUGGGGAGCAAUUCUUCCAUCACUCGGCCAACAUGGCGGAAGCAUGGGCACGGCAGAUGAACGCUCCACCUCCCAAAACUAUGCCAGCACUCAUCUCAGAUUCUCUGAGAGCAUGCGACCCCGAACUUCGCCAGGUUCUUGCGGGUAAUGUCGUUUUAACAGGCGGGGGUAGUUUAUUCUCUGGCUUUGGGGAACGUUUAUAUACGGAGCUUCAUCGCUCUUUUCCUCACCUUAAAAUCCACGCACCAGGAAAUCCAGUCGAGCGUCGUUAUGGAGCAUGGCUUGGAGCGAGUGUCCUUGGUAGCUUGGGCACAUUCCACCAACUGUGGAUCAGCCAGGAAGAGUGGAAAGAGCACGGUCGCGCGAUUGUUGGCCAAAGAUGUAAAUGA